Molecule: messenger RNA, 8571 nt
Organism: Chiloscyllium plagiosum (whitespotted bambooshark)
Lineage: Eukaryota; Metazoa; Chordata; Chondrichthyes; Orectolobiformes; Hemiscylliidae
Gene: igf2r
Product: insulin-like growth factor 2 receptor
Biological process (GO): lysosomal transport
Cellular component (GO): trans-Golgi network; late endosome; plasma membrane
Molecular function (GO): insulin-like growth factor binding; signaling receptor activity; D-mannose binding
Source: RefSeq, a predicted model, not a curated record
GUGAAUAGGAGGAAGGGCGAGCACGGCCUCGCCGAAUCAUGUGACUAGGAGGAGAGGCUCAUCCGGCAUCGGCGCGUGAUGUGACUAGGAGGUGGGGCUAACCCGGCCCCCCUGAGUCACGUGACCAGGAGGUGGGGCUAACCUGCCCCCGCUGAGUCUUGUGAUCUCGGAGGUGGGGUUUACCCGGCUUCACUGAGUCAUGUGACGGGGGCCACAGGGUACCCGUUGCAGGAGCAGGCCUCGUUAGUAUUGUCCGGUGGGAGUCUCUGUUAACGGGUGGAAAUGAUGGCCCGUGUAGUGCCGUUUGGGUCUCUCCGAGCGGUGAAGUGGUUGCUCCUUGCCGUUUGUUGUGUGUGGAGCGGUGCGCAGGCUGACGAUGUUCGUGUUUACCCGGAGCUAUGCGGGUACACUUGGGAGGCGAUGGAUUCACACAAAGGAAUAUAUUACAAAAUAAAUCUAUGUGCCCCUUUAAAUUGUGGGGGUUUGAGUGCUAUCUGUGCUUACAGUACUUCACAAAAAGCCAAUCAUUCAGUCGGUGAUUUUGCACUCCGGACUAGAGGAGUACAUCAUAUUGAGUACAACACCACCCAGAAAUGUACAAAACCGAACUCUAAUCAGACUGUCCAAAGCAGCAUUAAUUUUUUAUGUGGAAAAACAUUGGGUAGCCCAGAAUUUGUGGCGACUUCUGAAUGUGUGCAUUACUUUGAAUGGAAGACUUUUGUAGCCUGCAAGAAGAGCACCUUCAACCCCCAAAAAGAGGUUCCUUGUUACGUCAUUGAUGAAGUUGGAAAGAAACGUGAUUUGAAUCCACUCAUAAAGAUGUCGGGAGGCUAUUUGGUUGAUUCUCCUGAUGAUGAUGAUUUGUAUAUCAACAUUUGUAGAGAUAUAGCUCCUUCAGGCAAGACGUCUGCAUGUAAAUCUAGCAGCAGUGCCUGUUUGUUGAAAGGAUCCACUGCAUUUGAUGUUGGACAACCAACAGAUGCUUUAAAACUAAUUGACAAAGACAGAUUAAAACUUCACUAUGCGAAAGAAUAUAAGGAGAGUGAAAAGCCACCAGCGUUUUGUGGCAAUCAUAAACCUGCUGUCACCAUUACUUUAAUCUGUCCUUCUGGAAGGAGAGAGGGUACAGAUCCCAAGUUAAUAGCUAGUACUAACUGUCGCUUUGAAGUUGAAUGGGUCACUGAAUAUGCCUGCCCCAGAGAUUACUUAGAAAGUCAUAACUGCAAGCUUGUAAGUGACCAGCAUGACCUCUCCAUUGAUCUGACUCCCCUCACAUUGCCUGCAUCUAGUAAUCCAUAUCACGUCGUCCCCAAGAAGAAUGACGACGCCACUGAUGAAUACUAUUAUUACCUGAAUGUGUGUGGACCGAUCAGUGCUGCUGUUUGCCACGAUGGUAGAGGUUUUGUAGCAGCAUGUCAAACUAAACCAGAUGUUUCUUUCAGUAAGGUUGCAGGACGAUAUCAAAAUCAGACACUCAGGUACUCUGAUGGUGAUCUUACAUUGAUAUAUCCUGAUGGUAAUUCAUGCAGUUCUGGAUUCCGAAGAAUGACAAUAAUAAACUUUUAUUGUAAUGAAUCAGCUGUUGAUGGAGGAAAGGGUAAACCAGAAUUCGGUGCUGAAGUUGACUGCACAUACAUUUUUGACUGGGGUACAAAGUAUGCCUGUGUGAAAGAAAAAGAAAACCUGCUGUGUGGUGCUUCUGAUGGAAAGAAACGUUAUGAUCUUUCACCUUUAACCCGAUAUGAAGCAAAAGAAGUUCCUGAAUCUGACAACACUCACAACUGGGAGGCACUAGAUAGCCUGGUAAAAUCUGAUCGAAGACAGAUCUAUAUUAAUGUAUGCCACAAGGUACUUCAAGAUGGUGGAGCUGUAGGAUGUCCUGAAGAUGCAGCUGUUUGUUCUGUUGGUGAAAAUAGCAAAAAGAACCUUGGAAAAUUUGUUUCACCCCCUACAAAGGAAGGCAAUAAUAUUCAACUAGUGUACUCUGAUGGUGAGCCAUGCGGAAGAGAUGGUCGAAGCAAAACUAUUAUCACUUUUAUAUGUAGACCCGGGGAUCUGGAGAGCCCUCCUAUCCUGAAACCUGGGAUCAAUGAAUGUUUGCAUGAACUGGAAUGGCGCACAGCUGCUGCUUGUGCUUUAUCCAAAACAAAUGGUGAUGAUUGCAGAGUUUCAGAUCCAGAGGCCGGGUUUUUGUAUGACCUUUCACCUCUAACCAAAGAAAAUGGGCAUUACCAAGUUAAAUCUGAGACGUACAAUUUCUAUAUAAAUGUAUGUGGCAAUGUUUUCAAGGAUGGCUGUGAGAAAAAUUCUGGUGCUUGUCAGGAAUCCCUGCUUGAUCAAACCUUUUGGAACCUAGGGGAGUCCAAUUCGAGAUUGUCAUACUAUGAUGGGAUCAUUCAUCUGGUUUAUACAAAUGGGACAGCAUACAACAAUGGGCAGCACGUCAGACGAUCCACACACAUAACAUUCCUGUGUGAUCGAGAUGCAGGUGAAGGACAUCCAGAAUUUGAGGAGGAAGAUGAGUACACUUACAAUUUCAAGUGGUAUACACAAUAUGUUUGCCCUGAAGUGCCAAUAGACUGUAUCGUGACAAAUGAGGUUACAAAGCAACAGUAUGAUCUGUCAAGAUUAUCAAAGUCCGAAGACAGUGAUGAAAGUAACUGGUUUGCAAUGGACACAACAUCAAGUAACCACAAGAAGUAUUAUAUCAACGUCUGUAGACCUCUGAAUCCAAUUCCAGGAUGUGAUCGCAAUGCGGGAGUCUGCCUGAUGGAGUAUGAAAGAGAUUUUGAUGCACUUUAUGAAAAAGUAUCCAUUAGCAAUCUGGGUAUUGCCAAAAAUGGCCCCAAGCUAGACACAGAUGGACGGAUUAUUUUGGAAUACGUAAAUGGUUCGGCAUGUGUGAAUUCCGAUGGUAAUAAAAUCUCUUACAUCACCCGUAUUCACCUGAGUUGUUCAAAAGAACUGUCCUCUGGUCCAAGGUUCAUUGAUCAUAAAGAUUGUGUGGUCACAUUCCUGUGGGAAACUGGAGCAGCCUGUCCUAUAACAACAGCUGAAGCUUCAAAUGAGAACUGUUCAGUGGAAGAUCCCAACUCUGGUUUUGUCUUUAACUUUCUGCCUCUGGCUUCAGACACCGGUUACUCAGUUACUGGAAACAACAUGGUAUUUAAGCUGAACAUCUGCCGUGGUUUAAAUGAAUGUGGGAAGAUAGGCACCAAGACAGCAACUGGAUGUGAGAUAGAUGGACAGAAACCAAAACAUCCGGUUGGAUUGGAAACAUCACUCCAAGUUUCCACUGAUGGUCUUAUAACUCUUAUGUACAAAGGUGCAUUGGAAGCAGAAUCAGGCCUCCGAGAUACAUUUAUCAUCUAUUUUGUCUGUGACACUACUUCGUAUCCUGGAAAGCUCAAGUUUCUGCGAGAAGAAAUUAGCACUACAACAGCUGUUCAUGACACCUACUUUGAAUUUUAUACGGCAUUGGCCUGUUUUCCAGCUCCUGUGAACUGCCUUGUCAGUGAUAUAGCUGGUAAUGAAUAUGAUCUGAGUGACCUUGCCAGGGACAAAGAACCUUGGGUUGCAGUAGACACGACGGAAGAUAGAAGUAAACGUACAUUUUAUCUAAAUGUUUGUAAGCCUUUGCCUUCAGUUCAGGGCUGUCCAGGUGGUGCUAUUGGAUCUUGUGUCAAGUAUGCUGAUAAAAGCCAGAGUCUGGGCUAUAUUCAGAUGAGUCCAAGGGCUGAGACUGGUUCACUCAGUAUUGUCUAUUUGAAUGGGGAUAAUUGCAACGACCAUCAGAAAUAUUCUACACGAAUCCUCUUCCAGUGUGACACAAUCUCAGGUUCUCCAAUAUUUCAGGAAAUGGAUGAGUGUGAAUUUCUUUUUGUGUGGAGAACUCCAGCUGCUUGUCCAAUUCGCAGAACUGAAGGUGAAAACUGUCAAAUUAAGGACCCAAAAUUUGGUUAUGUGAUUGAUCUGCGACCACUUGCUAAUGAGGAUCAGAAAGUGACAGUUGAUGAAUACACCUAUCACUUCAGAGUAUGUGACUAUUUGAGAAACCCUGACUGUGGUAGCUCUUCACAAGACGAGGAAAAUGCAGUUUCAGCAUGUCAGACAAAGCCACAUGAUGACUCUUUCAAGAAGAUUGCAGGACGCUUUACCCAGCAUUUAACCUAUGAAGAUGGAUUGAUAAUGAUAAACUACACCAGAGGAGACACUUGCCAUAAAAUUUAUGAACGGUCAACUGCCAUCUUGUUCUAUUGUGAUCACAGCCAAACACCGGGCAAGCCAGUAUAUUUGAGGGAAACUCCAGAUUGUACAUACCUCUUUGAAUGGCAUACAUCAUAUGCUUGUCCACCAUUCCGAUCCAUCGAUUGCACAUUAAGGGAUAAAGGUGGGAAUUCCUAUGACCUUACUCCUUUAUCACAGUCUCAAGACAACUGGGAGAUAGAACAGCAACGUGAUGUUGACCAGACAUAUUACAUCAACAUCUGCAAGUCACUAGUCCCAAAAAAUGGCAACUGGGCCUGUCCCUUAAAUGCAGCUGUCUGCCUGAAGAAUGGCAGCAAGUAUAUAAACCUUGGUGAGGUUGUUGCAGGGCCAAGGUGGGAAGAACAUGGUCUGCUUGUCCUACGUUAUCAAAAUGGUGACUGGUGUCCUGAUGGAAGACGCAAUAAGACUACAAGCAUACGUUUCAAAUGUGAUAAAGAUGCAAUUAACACAAAGCCAGACUUAAUCACUGCCAUUGAAAGUUGCGAGUACACAUUUUUGUGGUUCACUGCUUUCGCUUGCCCAGUAACCAGAAAUGUACACAAUGAGUGUGUUGUAACAAAUCCAAUUACAGGCCAUUUAUUUGACUUGAAUUCACUGCGAACAAGUCAAGGCUAUACUAUAUAUGAUCAUAAAAUCAGAAGAAACUUCAUUCGCCUUAAUAUUUGUGAUAAGGUGCAAAAUACUGGAUGUUCAGGGAAUGAUGUUGGUGUGUGUAUUCAAGAAGAUCAUGCAAUCAAUGCAGGGCGUUUCAAUACAGAAGUGACUUAUGUAGAUCAGGUGUUGAGGCUCACAUAUAGUGGAGGUGAUAUCUGCUCCAGUAAUCCUAACCUGCAUCACAGAAGUAUCUUCAGUUUUGUCUGCGGCACAUUUGCCGGAGCAAAUACUGGACCUGUACUGGUGGCUUCAGAUGAGCAGACAUGCACCCAUUAUUUUUCUUGGCAUACACAGCUGGCCUGUGAACAUGAGGUGAGAUGUUCGGUGAAGAAUGGAAGCUCGAUUAUUGAUUUAAGUCCUCUGAUCCAGAAGACUGGGUAUUAUUCAGCAGAAGAUGAAGAUAUUGUUGAUGAUAGUCAAGAUGACACUCCUGAUUUUUACAUCAACCUUUGCCAACCACUAAAUCCUAUCCCAGGGGUUGACUGUCCUCCUGGUUCAGCUGUGUGCAUGGAUCCUGUAAAUGGGCCACCUGUGGCAAUUGGUUAUGCUUCUGCACCUCCACAAAUUAAUUCAGCAACUCAGGACGUCUACAUUUCUUUCACAACCAAUGUUACCUGUCAAACAGAUCCUAAAUUGACUUAUGACUCCCUCAUAGUAUUCCAUUGUGUCAAGGGUGUAGACUUGGGAAGACCAAAAAUGAUGAGAAAAUCAGAAUGUAGCUUUGUGUUUGAAUGGGCAACUCCACUGGUGUGUCCAGAUUCAGUGAUUACAUCUGGCUGUUCACUAUUUGAUCAACAGUUACAUCACACCUUCAAUCUGUCUGUUUUAACAGGAGGGAAAUACCAGGUCAACUUUAAAGGAAGGACCUAUCACCUUAAUAUAUGUGCAGCAGUAACGGGUGUACCUGACUGUAAAAACAGCGCUGUCUGCUUGGUCUCGGGUAACGAAGCAGCAUCAUUUGGAAAUCCAAAAGCAAUGACCCUGGAAUACAAACACCAGGAUCAGGCCUUGAUGUUGUAUUAUAGGAGUAGUGAUCUGUGCCCAAAAGGAACAGCAACUCGGAGAUCAACAGUCAUCUUCAGAUGUGAUGAAACAGCUGAAAAUGGAAACCCCGAAGUGCUGAGUGAGAUCCUUGGUUGCUCAACAACUUUUGAAUGGAAGACUAGCGUUGUUUGUCCACCCAAAAAGAUGGAAUGCAAGAUAGUUUACAGGCAUAAGACCUAUGAUUUAAGAAUGCUUUCUUCCCUUACUGGAUCAUGGAAGUUUACAUCGAAUGGUGAUACGUAUUACAUGAAUCUUUGUCAAGGUGUUCGUGAAGGACCCACGGGCUGCCCUUCAUAUGCUAGCAUGUGCAGAAGGAAUAAAAAUGGUAAAACCCAAAUAUUGGGGCUGGUUCACACCCAAAAAAUCGACAUUCAAGGUGCAAAUCUUUUUGUGAAUUAUUCAAGUGGGUAUUUUACAUGUGGUACAGGAAAACACGCAAAGACGACAAUUCGCAUGCAAUGUUCAUCAACAAGUGGAGCACCAGAGCUGGAAAGCUUUGAUGAAAAGGAGUGUGAGUUUUUAAUUGUAUGGGAGACCCGUGCAGCUUGUGCUGUGAAACCUCAAGAGGUUUACAUGGUAAAUGCAACCAUUACAAGCCAGAAUGGCCAGAAAGCCAAUUUGUCAACUAUUUAUUCGAAAUUGUACAAAGCUUCAGGUGAUAUUAGAUCAAAUGGUGACUCCUAUAUCUAUGAUAUCCAGCUUUCUGGAAUCUCGAAUCCUGAAGAUCUUAAGUGCCAAGACUCCAAUAUCUGUCAGGUCAAAACUAACCAGCACUAUUUCAGAUCCAUUGGAAUAGCUUCUAAAGCAAAAUAUUACCUUGAAGAUGAUGACCUGGAUAUAGUUUUCUCUUCUAACUCGGUGUGUGGCCGCGACAAAUCCAAGAAUGUCUCAUCCACUAUAAUACUUCACUGUAGUGAAUUGACAGGGGAAGGGAACCCAGACUUCCUUCAUGAAACUUCAGACUGCCAGUAUCUGUUUACCUGGUACACAUCAACAGUCUGUGCACUAACAUCUGUCAAUCCUGCGAUUCCAGAUGAUAAGUCACAGAAUGGAGAUAAUAUCAAGGGUUUGUCCAGAAGAAGCAAAGCUGUGGGAGCAGUGCUCAGUGUGUUGUUGGUGGUACUGACUGCCUGCCUCCUCAUCUUAUUAUUUUAUAAGCAGGAAAGAAGGGAAAUUAUUAUGCAAAAAGUGACUGGUUGUUGCAGAAGAGGAGGUGGAGUUGCAUACAAAUACACAAAGAUUAAUGGGCAAGAGGACGGUGAUGAAAAUGAGACUGAAUGGUUGAUGGAAGAAAUCUCCUCGUCUGAGAAUGGACAGAAACCAGCAAAAGAGUAUCAGCAAAAUGGCUUGACCCAUGUCACUAAAGCUGUAAACGCUGAUGUAUUUGGGUCAUUCCCACUGGAUGAUCAGGACAGUGAAGAUGAGGUUUUGACUGUGCCACAAGUGAAAAUCAGCUCAACCAGAACAGGAGAGCCCAAGAUCAGGGGUAAUCAAAAGCAGCGGCAUCCACAAAACAAGCACUUUCAUGAUGAAAGUGAUGAGGAUUUACUUGGUUUAAAUAAUGAAAAGAAGGAAACAAAGGGAAAAUUGAAACCACAAAUGAAGCAAAACAGGCCAGCAAAUGACUCCACAAAUAUCACUUUUCAUGAUGACAGUGAUGAGGACAUGCUAAAGGGUUAACCAUUGUGCCUAUCUAAUAGCCUGAUAGGACACCCAGCCCAGCAGUCUGGAUGAGAGGAACUUGCCUGUCAUUUAUUCUGCUGAAUGUUUGAAUAACCCUGCUGAUUUUUUUGCAAAUUAUACGCAAGAAGGGAACUGCAUAAACGCUCCUGAUUGUUUACAAUAAUGUGUAAAGGGACAAAUCUUUGAUUUCCUAGCAUUUGCCUGAGGGAUAUUUAUAUAUUAAAGCUUGUGCACAUGGCCAUUUCUUUGGGGCAAUAAUUAUUGCACCUAAGUAUUGCAAAGAGCUCUAUGAUGCUUUCUUUAGCUUUGACCUUAUUCUUCUGACAAUGAGAAGGAAGGGGAGCAGAGUAAAAGAAUAUUUGUUACUUUGCAGCUCAAUAUCUUUGAUUAGCUUCCAUGAAGCACUGCCCUUUUUGCGUCAAUAUUUAUUGCAAGUUAAAAGAGGAAAGGGUUAGUGAACACUGGUACUUUCUUCAUCCUCCCAACCAGAACCGGUACAGUGAUGUAGGGAAAUGCAGAGGGUUUGGACAUAAUCAUCAUUUUUGGAAAAUUGUUUGAUUCAUAUACUGAAAGGAAACAUUUGACAAAAGGCUACACAGUGUUGCAAAAAAUGUGUUAAAUGCAAGUAUGAAAGUUGACAGGAAAUUUAUUCAAGAUGUGUCGGCUCUAAUCCUUUUGCAUGACCCUCCUAUGAAGUAUUUUUACAAUAUUAUUGUGCAUAUUUGAUGGAUUGAUACCAAAGUGCAACAAUGUGUUGGGCAGGUGUUUUUUUUUUGUAUCUAUUUCUGUUUUGGGUUCAAAGGUUUUUAAUUAUUUUCAAAUCAAAGAUGUGUGGUUUUUUGUUUCUACCGAAGGUUUGAUAAUUUUGUUGUAAUAUGAAGCACAACACCCAUUUCAAUAAAAGAUGAAAAUAUUCCAUUC